AUGCCCAACCUCGAGGGUAAAGUAGUUGUUGUCACCGGCGGGAAUGCAGGCAUUGGCUUGUCAACCGUUAAGUACCUCGCCCUUCGAGGUGCCAAGGUUUACUUCACAGCAAGAUCAAAGGCCAAAGCCGAUGAGACUCGCACCGUGCUGACGGCCGAAAACCCUGCGACAAUCGCCGCCAACCUGCAUUGGCUUCCCUUGGACUUGGCAGACUUGAAGUCGGUCGCCUCCGCAGUCGAAGAGCUGAAGAGCAAGGAAUCUAGGGUAGACAUUCUGGUAAACAAUGCCGGUCUAGCCUCCGGCACGACGGAGACGAUGGGUCCCGGGUGGGAAUGGCACAUGGGGGUCAACCAUGUCGGGCACUUUGUCUUCACCAACGGCGUGCUGCCGCUUCUCAAGGAAGCUACAAAACAACCUGGGGCCGACGUCCGCAUCAUCACCCUCAGCUCCAACGUUAACUAUGCCAUGCUGCCAUCCAACUACGCAUUCACCUUCGAUUCCGCGUCCUUCCUGACGAAGCCUGUGCCUUACUACCCGUGGCAAUGGCGUUAUAUUGUGAGCCGUAUAUUCGUGGUCGACAUGAUCCGUUACGCCGUCUCCAAAGUCGCCAAUCUACUCUUCGCCCAAGAGUUGCAGCGACUUCUGGACGAGCAAGGCCUUCCGAUCCUGUCCAUGUCAGUGCAUCCGGGUGGCGUGGCCAGUCCAGGUAGUAAGGACAUUGGAAAUGCCUUCUUUUCGUUCGUCAGAUCAGCGGCCUUCCUCACAGUCGACCAGGGCGCCAUCACGUCCGUCUUCGCGGCCACUGCCACCGAGGUUCGGGAGAACGCAGACAAGUAUAAGGGUAAGUACCUGGAGCCGUUUGGCAAGAUCGUAGCCCCCAAUCCAGUCGCCAAGGACGAUAAGCAGGUGAAGGGCAUGUGGGAGCACACCACAGUCGAAGCGAACAAGUACUUGUCGACUCUUGGCCUCGCACCUCUUCAAGAAUGGUAG
This is a messenger RNA of Colletotrichum godetiae, 990 nucleotides long. RefSeq names its product daunorubicin C-13 ketoreductase. The record is from RefSeq and is a predicted model, not a curated record. The coding region runs from base 1 to 990 and encodes 329 amino acids. NCBI's taxonomy places the organism in Eukaryota, Fungi, Ascomycota, Sordariomycetes, Glomerellales, Glomerellaceae. The transcript has 4 exons.